AUGCACAAUAAGGAUUUGGCAAGGGUGUCCAACUGGGCAACAGUGGGAAUUUUACGGGGAAUUCUCGCAUCAGGUCUUCUUCUGGGAUCAGUAAUUGGGCUAUUUCCAUUGUUGUUCUAUGAUUAUCUAACAGAAGAAGAAAUUGAGCGAAAAAAGAUUAAGCUCUUACACCACAGGCGGAACGACGAAGCAGAGAUGGUCGACCACCAUCAUCAUAUUCGCUCGUUCAGUGAAGAAGUGAGUCGUGAUUACGAAGGCAGCGAAAAUAAGAGAAAAAGGGAAGCUCGAAAAGAGGAGCCCACGCUACAGCCGGAGAUCUCAGUCGAUCUCGAAGAAGUACUGCACCCCGACGAAAUAAAAAAUAAUCCCGAGAAGAAAUAA
Messenger RNA from Angiostrongylus costaricensis, 381 nucleotides. Lineage: Eukaryota; Metazoa; Nematoda; Chromadorea; Rhabditida; Metastrongylidae. The record is from the annotation of a GenBank genome assembly.